AUGUUGAAGUUCGGUGCGAGGCGAUGGCAAUGUUCUAUGCAUGCUUCCAAAAGUUGCUACGCUCACGUCAUUCUCAACAAACAAGUACUUCUGGUUAAGGGCCGUAACGGGAAGGAUCUGUUGAUGCUAAAUGGUUACACAUACUAUCAGCACAAGAUCCUUAGGGAUGGAUUCCGUUGGAGCUGCACGCAGAUGGGAUCCAGAUCGUGCAGAGGUUUCCUCCACGUCACCAACGAGAAGUUGGUCGUGAGAGCGCACACGGAACACACCCACCCGCCGUCCACUUACUUUUUGCAUCACAUCAAAAAGCAAUUGAGAGAGACUAGGAGGUCCAAUGAUGCUAAAGAAAGUAAAGGAGGAUUGAAUCCGUACUCCUUCAAAAUAUCCAAUAUUCAAAGCCGCACCGAAUCCUAA
Chilo suppressalis (striped riceborer) is the source of this 414-nucleotide messenger RNA. Lineage: Eukaryota; Metazoa; Arthropoda; Insecta; Lepidoptera; Crambidae. The record is from the annotation of a GenBank genome assembly.